UUUGUGUGAUCAGUUGCUUCAAAAUAUACUCUUAGAAAAUUAUCUCAAUUUUUCUAUAUCCAAUCAUUUUGAUCGCCGUUAAAAGAUUUUUCGUGAAAAAAUGUUUAAUAUUCGUCGUUUUUAUUUCAAAGUAUUAAAAUGGAAACGUCGUAGCUCAAUAUACCUACAAAUCAUACUAGUUUUAUUCAUUUGUAUGUUUCUGUUCGAUAAAAUGGUGCUUAACACACGAUUUUUUAGGCGGAAAAACAUUGUUGUUCAAAAGGAUUUAAUGAAUUAUAACGAGGAUGGACUUCGCACCGGUUGGCCAUUCCAAAUCAAUAAACAUUAUGACAUGUUCGAUCUUCAAACAUACACUCCAAAAUCGAGAAUCAUAGCAAAAUUUGAUCUGCCGGGAGAACAAGGAAAACCAAUAAUUCUUUCACCAGUUUUACAAGAUUUAGCCGAUAUCUCAUUCGCUGAGUAUCAGAUAAAUAUUGUGGCAAGUGAAAGAGUUGCAGCAAAUCGUUCGUUACCCGAUUUACGUGAUCCGAAAUGCUCGGAUAUAAUGUACCCAAAAUUAUUGCCAACUGCCAGCGUUAUCAUGGUGGUUCACAAUGAGGCUUUUUCAAUUUUACAACGAGCUGUUGUGAGCGUGAUCAAUCGAUCUCCGGAUAAUCUUCUGAAAGAAUUGAUUUUGGUUGAUGACUUCAGUGACAAACCACACAUGAAAGAACCACUCGAAGAGUAUUUGGCUGGCGUAUCGAGCAAAAUCAAACUUGUACGAACCGAAAAACGAGAAGGUUUAAUUAGUGCACGUGUCAUUGGAGCAGAAACAGCACAAGGACAAGUGUUAAUUUUUUUGGAUGGAAACACUGAAUCAAAUGACGGUUGGAUGGAACCUUUACUCUCACGAAUUGCAUCAGAUCGAUCUGUGAUCGCAAUUCCGCAUGUGGAUAAUGUUAAUUUCACCACAAUGGCCUACGAAGAAUUUGACGAAGGACUGAUGUACGGUUUGGGUUGGAAUCUCUAUUAUAAAACGUUUCCAAUUCCAGAACGUGAAAUGAUUAGAAAUAAAGGCGAUGUUACGGCUCCGUACCGAACUGCAGCUUUAAUUGGUUGUGCAAUUGCAUGUGAUCGUGAAUUUUUCUUUGAAAUUGGAACUUUUGACACAGCUAUGAGCAUCUGGGGUGGGGAGAACACGGAACUUUCACUUCGGACUUGGAUGUGCGGGGGAGCUCUUGAGAUAGUUCCCUGUUCGCGUGUCGGUCACUAUUUUCGAACUUUACCGUACACAUUCAACGCGGCCGACAAAAGUGAGGUCAAAAUCCGAAAUAAUAUUCGAAUCUCAAAAGUUUGGAUGGAUGAAUAUAAGCCAUAUUUCGAUGUCGUUACACCACCAAAAUUAAGAAACAUGAAUGUCGGCGAUUUAAGCGAACGAAUGGCAUUGCGAAAUCAAUUGAGGUGUAAAAGUUUUCACUGGUACUUGGAAAAUGUUCUUCCUGAAAGCCUUAUGAUUGUUGGAUACAAGCAAAUUGGACAGAUUCAACUAUUUGGAACAAAAUACUGUCUCGAUCGUAUGGGACGAAAAAGUAAUCGUCAAAUUGGCAUACAUGCUUGCCAUGGAAAUGGGUAUAGUCAGGGAUUUGCAUAUCAAAAAAAUCAGCGAAUCGUAUUUCAUCAUUCUGAUUGUUUGGGUUUGGCAAAGAAGGAAAAUAUCACUGAACCAUCUGCGAGCGAUAAAUUAUUGAACGAUCCGAAUAUCUUAACUUUUGGCGUGGAUACGACAAAUCACGUCGUCCUUGAAGAAUGCAAUGCCACUACCGGCGAGAAAUGGUUCUAUGAUGAAAAAAAACUUCAAAUUCGGCAUCUCGAUAGCGACCUGUGUUUAUCGACAGACCAAUGGUUGGUCAGUGUUGCUGAAUGUAAUUUAGAUGACGAUAAACAGAAAUGGAUUUUCACAUCAUUUGAAGAAUUCAAAAAGAAAUUAAUAAGCGAUCAGAACCCGAUAGAUCCAAGUAAUCCAUAACUUUAAAACAACGUUUUGUGUAACACAUAGCAGAAAAAUAAACUUCAAUCAGUUCAACUAUACCUUUAAACUUUAACUUAUUGUGAUUUUCAAAAUGAAAUAAAAUUUCAAGCGAGACUUAGAUUGGGUUAAAUAAACAUGGUUUUAAUU
This is a messenger RNA of Contarinia nasturtii (swede midge), 2155 nucleotides long. Its product is annotated as polypeptide N-acetylgalactosaminyltransferase 1-like. Bases 101 to 2005 code for a protein of 634 amino acids. The record is from RefSeq and is a predicted model, not a curated record. The transcript is spliced from 11 exons. NCBI's taxonomy places the organism in Eukaryota, Metazoa, Arthropoda, Insecta, Diptera, Cecidomyiidae. Gene Ontology annotation, cellular component: Golgi apparatus.